AUGAAGGAAACCUGCGGAAUGGCAAUGGUGCUGUUUCUAGCCAACUUGUUCCUGCUCUUUAUUCCACCUGUGCUUGCUCAGAACCCUGGAGUCAUCCACAUCAGCCCAGAAAAAGGAGGAGAUUACUGCUUCCUCUUCCCUUCACAAUGGAUGAAAUCUCAUCAAGACAGUCGGAAAAAUUGCUGGCUUGACCCCGAGCUCAGAACUCAGAACAUGACUUACUCAGCCAUGUGUUGCCCACCUUCGUUCUUUGGGGAGGAAGACAAUGAUGGAGGUGGAUUCAGCACAAGAAUUGCAUCUGUAAGGGAGGGCAACUGCAAUCUCUUUGAGAAUGCCAGACUCCAUCAAAUUAAUGGAACCCAGGGGCUGUUGACUCUUGGUGGAGACGCUCCAUAUCCCAUGAGAAAUUGGAAAUCUGGAUACAACUGGGGUCACUGUGAGGAGAUCACUAUCCCAGGGAUUCUUCUAAAAGAUAUGGACAUUCUCUACUUAUUGUUUAAGAACUUGAUCAGGGAUUUGCUGUACAAAACUGGGAUUAUUUAUGUGAUGUCAAUGUGCAUAGUCAUCAUAGGAAGCUACUGGGCAGGAAGCAGAGAGAGAAAAAAGCAACUAUAUGUUGAACGCCAAUGCCACACAGAAGAUGAUUUUAAUGAGGUAACAAUUGAUACCAAUGUCUACUUCACAUGUACUUGUACAGCAAUGGCCACCAUCAUGCUUCUUGCUCUCUACUGUUUCUAUGAUUACCUGGUACACGCAAUGAUUGGCAUUUUCUGUCUAUAUGCAUCUUUCAGUCUAUAUGGUUGUUUGGCUCCAUUUGUAAGCAAGCUCCCAUUUGGAAAACAUGUAAUUCAUUUUCCAUAUUUUCACAAAGGUCUGGAGAUCAAAACACUGUUUCUGGCAGUCCUGAGUAUGUCCAUCAAUGCAAUUUGGGUUAUCUUCAGAAACGAGGAUGGGUGGGGCUGGGUUCUGCAAGAUAUUUUAGGAAUCUCUAUUGGCAUUUACAUUCUGAGAACAGUCCACAUGCCUACUUUAAAGAACUGUAGCUUAUUUCUAUUAGCUCAUUUGUUUUAUGAUGUACUCUGUCUGUUCGCUACUCCUUACCUGACCAAAGCUGGAAAAAGCAUCACAGACAUGACAGCUUAUGGAUCAUCAGACUCUGAAGAGAUGCCUUUUCUGUUGAAAGUACCAAUAUUACCCUCAACAUCAAUUCUUGAUUAUGGUUCUUUUACUGCUGUAGGCCUUGGAGAUAUUAUACUUCCUGGGUUCCUAGUAGCCUACUGCCACAGAUUUGAUGUUCAAGUCAACUCCUCAGGGAUCUAUUUUCUAGCCUCUACUCUGGCUUAUAGUUAUGGUCUCUUGGUGACUUUUGUUGCAGCAACAUUCUUACAGACAAGUCAGUCAACGCUCUUAUACAUGGUGCCCUGUAUACUCAUUACUACCAUGGCUGUUGCUGCUUCUCGCCAAGAGGUGGUCCUUUUUUGGACAGGUGUGGGCUCUGCAGAAGACCUGUCUCAACCUUAUUUGCAAAAAGUCACCAAGCAUCCAAAUACGUUUAAAAAUUCAGAGGGACAACUCUGUCAAGAAGGAGCAGGAAAACCAAUAGUCAACAUCACAUUCCACAGGGAAGAGCUAAAUAGCUUCAGCAUAUCCACCAGAGAGAUGUCCGACCUGGACAUGGACACUGAAGAGAUGACUAAGUGCAUUCCAAGUCCUAAAGAACCAGACACUCAACAUGAGGCCUACCAAAAGGAAGAGGCUUAA
Rhineura floridana is the source of this 1761-nucleotide messenger RNA. Its product is annotated as signal peptide peptidase-like 2B. Bases 1 to 1761 code for a protein of 586 amino acids. Gene Ontology annotation, biological process: membrane protein proteolysis. The transcript has a single exon. Gene Ontology annotation, molecular function: aspartic endopeptidase activity, intramembrane cleaving. Lineage: Eukaryota; Metazoa; Chordata; Lepidosauria; Squamata; Rhineuridae. The record is from RefSeq and is a predicted model, not a curated record. Gene Ontology annotation, cellular component: Golgi-associated vesicle membrane; lysosomal membrane; lumenal side of endoplasmic reticulum membrane.